GACAUACACAUAAUAAAACCAAAGUCUAACUCUUGAAGACAGACACAGAAAUGGGUGCUUCACAAUCAAUUUCAGAAAAUUCUAUUCAUGAAUUCAAAGUAAAGGAUGCUAGGGGCAAAGAAGUGAACCUUGGAAGCUAUAGGGGGAAGGUUCUUUUAGUAAUUAACGUUGCAUCAAAAUGUAACUUUGCUGAAGCGAAUUACACUCAGUUAACUCAGCUUUACUCGCGAUACAAGGACAUGGGUCUUGAGAUAUUGGCAUUUCCAUGCAACCAAUUUUUGAGGAAAGAACCAGGAACUAGUCAGGAGGCUGAAGAUUUUGCAUGUAACACAUACAAAGCUGAGUAUCCCAUUCUGGGAAAGAUACGUGUGAAUGGACAAGAUGCAGCACCUGUAUAUAAAUACUUGAAAGCACAAAAAUGUGGAAGUUUGGGAUCAAGGAGAAUAAAGUGGAAUUUCACUAAGUUUUUAGUUGAUGAGAAAGGCCAUGUGAUCCAGCGAUAUAGUCCAACAACACAACCAUUGGCCAUCGAGAAUGAUAUCAAGAAGGCAUUGAAAGUGGCUUAAGAGAAUGUACAAGUAUUUCAAAGUAUAUUGCUUGUGUUGAAGAUAUAUGAAUUUUUGUAUUAAUUGCAUAUAUUCACGUCUAAAGUUUGAUAUUAUUUGAUUGUAUGAAUAUUUUUCUUUGUAUGUUAAAGAUGAUUCCACUAGGGAAUUGAAAUCCAUUCAAUUUGUUUUUUUGUCAACUAAAAAUCAACGUGGCUUGCGGUGGUGUAAUGAUUUACAAGUUGACUAAUGUGAAAAAUAAAACGUGUUUGCUCA
Messenger RNA from Lathyrus oleraceus (garden pea), 821 nucleotides. Its product is annotated as probable glutathione peroxidase 4. Bases 51 to 566 code for a protein of 171 amino acids. Gene Ontology annotation, molecular function: peroxidase activity. Lineage: Eukaryota; Viridiplantae; Streptophyta; Magnoliopsida; Fabales; Fabaceae. The transcript is spliced from 6 exons. Gene Ontology annotation, cellular component: cytosol. Gene Ontology annotation, biological process: response to oxidative stress. The record is from RefSeq and is a predicted model, not a curated record.